This is a messenger RNA of Fragaria vesca subsp. vesca, 1153 nucleotides long. Its product is annotated as B3 domain-containing protein At5g06250-like. NCBI's taxonomy places the organism in Eukaryota, Viridiplantae, Streptophyta, Magnoliopsida, Rosales, Rosaceae. The transcript is spliced from 3 exons. Bases 61 to 1035 code for a protein of 324 amino acids. The record is from RefSeq and is a predicted model, not a curated record. Gene Ontology annotation, molecular function: DNA-binding transcription factor activity; DNA binding.
UGGAACAACUCGACGACGUCUCAACAAAACCAGCAUCAACAGCCUCCUUCAUCAUUCACCAUGGACGCUUUCCAGCCUCAACUCUAUCAGAAUUACCAUCCCACCUGGCUCGGCUCCCAAAUCGCCCAACAGCCCCCGACCCUCAACUUCAACCUCAACCAUCAACACACCGACGCUGCCGACAGAGAAUUACUCCACGCGGAGCUUCAGAUCGACAUGGGAGAUGACAAAGAGACCAUGUUCGAGAAGCCGCUGACGCCUAGCGACGUCGGCAAGCUCAACCGCCUCGUCAUUCCCAAGCAGCACGCCGAGAAGUACUUCCCUCUCGGCGGUGGCGGUGGCGGAGAGUCGGGAGGCGAGAAGGGUCUGCUUCUGAGCUUCGAGGACGAGUCCGGAAAGUGCUGGAGGUUCCGGUACUCGUACUGGAACAGCAGUCAAAGCUACGUGUUAACCAAAGGGUGGAGCCGCUACGUGAAGGAAAAGCGCCUCGACGCCGGCGACGUCGUUUUGUUCGAGCGUCGCCGAAACGACAGCGAGCGCCUCUUCAUUGGGUGGAGGCGCCGUGCGGUGCAAGAGAGCAGCGGCGCUGGUGGUGGGGGUAGUACUAACACGUCGGCGCAUGUUAGCGGAAGCAGCGGGGGUGGUGGUGAAAGUGGAGGUGGUAGAGGAGGUUGGACCAGGAUGUUCUACUCUGCGCCGCAGUCUUAUCCUGCGCACCAUCAUCACAGUGUGCCAUACCCACCUGACUAUCUACAGCAUGCAGCCACAGCAGGGUCUCCUGUUCAGAACCAGACUCCGUCGUCGUCCUCCGGCGGAAACUCGAGGAUAUUGAGGCUGUUUGGGGUGAACUUGGAGUGCCAGCAGCAGCAGGAUGAUGAGUCCGAACCAUCCACACCAGAUGGGUCGUCUUUGUCAAGCCAGGGUCCAACCCACCACCAGUUCUAUCCUAAUCCUACCAAUGCUUAUUAUGGAGACCACAGGGAUUUCACUUUCUCCAGAGAUGCGAACCCCCCCAUGAGAAAUCAACGAGGAUAGAGAUCUGUGGAUGUGACAUCACUUGAUUGACUCCAACUAUUUUAAUUUUUAACCCACUUGGAAAAAUCUCCACCAAAGAACUUAGAAUCCAGGGAGAAGAAAAAAAAAAAACAAAAAA